AUGGGCCGGAAACCAAACCCCGUCAUUGGGGAGUAUUUCACCCGUGGCCCUAAACUGGCUGACUCCAGCAACCGGUACCCGCACACUUGCAAGCUAUGCGGUGAAAACUUCCCCAAGGGUCGCGGCGAGGUUUUACACAAACACAUCACCGAGAAAUGCCCUGCGAUUACACCCGAAGAGCGAAUCAAUGCCGCCCUCGGAUUCGCUGGUCUUCACUCCGGCGCCUCGGCCCCGCGGUCGAUGAAUCUCACCGUCAACCAGCUCGAUCCUGCUGCCGUAGCGGAUGUUGCGCCAGAGGCCCCAGAGAACUGGUCCGCGCUCCGAACCCUUGCCGAAGCAUCGCGACAGGUUGGAGAGAACGAGAUGGGUGUUCCUCCUGGCCCGGGUCGGGAAGCUGCAGACUCGGCAGCGCGUCAAAUGGGGAUGGGCUUUGAGGUGCAGGAGCAGUUCACCUUGGAGAACCCACCAGUGAGCUAUGAGAACAGACCUAACCGUGAGAGAAAGGAGUCAACCUCCCAGGAUAGCGCCAACCCUCUAAACUACCUCACCACCGAGGAGAAGAUGGAGCAUCUUCAAGCAGCAACCCAGCAGCCAGCCAAUGGAUCAUUGGACACUUCAGACCUCUCUGUUGCUGCCGCUGCAACCGCGCGUCUUACACACACGCUCAUGGACCCGCAGCUCACCGCCGACCACCACGAGCCCCAGGUUGUGAGCCCCAUCAUGUCACCACCAGAAAUCAACAAUGCGGUCCCCGAAGUCAACAGCACCCCUCAACAGCCAUGGGGAGAGAUGACUUACAUGACUACCAACCACAACCCCACUGUCGCGACUCAUGUGGCCCCAAUCGCACCGCCCAAUAGAGGCGGCACCAGGAUGCCCAUCGGCAACGGAACCUCGAGUGAGCACAAGAGGAAGGCUUACACACCGGGCCGACGAAAGGAGGUCCAGGCCGCUCGCAAGAAAGGCGCCUGUAUUAGAUGUCGCAUUCUUCGCAAGACGUGCGGUACUCACGACCCAUGCGAUCAGUGCCGCAAGAUUCAAGGACCCCGUCACUGGACUUACCCGUGUGUUCGUACGCGCCUUAACCAGGAGCUUACGCUCUACUCGGCCGCCCUGCUCGUCGUUUUGGCACAGAACAGAGUCAAGCAAGCUAGACAGUCCUACCAGCUCCUCUCAAACGGCACAUCUCUGGUUGUCUCAUUGUGGGAAGACAGCCCGAGCCUGAGUCUUGCCGCUCUCGUCACUCCUCGCCAACCCCAGCCGGAGCCCCAGCCCGUCGCCGAGGAUGGAGGAGAACAAACCAACGGAGAUGCCCAGUCGCCGACACUCUUCCAGGUUGUCAUGAUUGACCAGGAUAAGGAAGAUCUCCCAGCCCGCAUGGAAGAGUUUCUGAAGCUCAUUCUUCCGACCCUCAUUCAGCGCGAGCCAUCCCAUUUUAUGCAGGUGGUUUUGGACUCUGCCCAGAAGUUUCCAGAAGAAAAGACGACUGGCAAGGCUCUGAAGCUUGCCAUCGAUCUAUGGGGGUUGAUUGAGAUACUGGACCGAGAGCGUGGUUGGUACAUUUCCGAAGAGCGCCAGGGCGUCGUCGUCCCUCGAGGCCCGGAAGACUUCGCCGGAAGCGAUGACCAGGACAUAUACAACCUGAUCACCUUUCAGCUGUCUGCGGCCACCGAGCGCAGGGCGAACAACGUCUCCAACAAGCUCAUCAGCGAGCUGCAGCGCUGUCUCGAGAACGGCAAGGCUAAGAUCCACUUCGAUAUCUACCUCUCCAUCUUGAUUCUCCUCCACUGCCUCGAGAAGACGACCUGGACGUUCAAAGUAUGGGAGAUGGACGAUUUCCGUCAGCGCUGGCCCCUGGACCGCCCACCGUCGUGCUAUGUCAACCAGGGCCACGAGAUUGCGGACCUUCUCAAGAUGCUUCUCACUCUCCGAAAGGCCCACCCCAAGACCUUCCGGGCUCUUGACGGACGCCUGGCCGUCCUCGACAUUGGCGACCCUGACUUCGCCCCCGUUGUGGAGUUCUUCAACGCGCUGAAUCUCGAUUACGACGAUGUUGUCCGUAAGCUCGAGACUUGCGCCUUCAGCCCGGAGACCUCGCGGUCUUUGGAACUCCACUUCUGCAGCCACGUCCUCCUCCCGCCCAAGGAGGGAGAGAGCGGAGCCGGCCACCACAUCGGCGCGCCCACCAGCUCAGGCCACACCACACCGCCGCCUCCCCCUCCUUCUAUCCCUCCCUCUAUCGCCUCUCCCUCGGUCGAGGCGCUCACUCCGACGCUUCCCUAG
Molecule: messenger RNA, 2283 nt
Organism: Colletotrichum karsti
Lineage: Eukaryota; Fungi; Ascomycota; Sordariomycetes; Glomerellales; Glomerellaceae
Exons: 3
Coding region: 1-2283 (760 amino acids)
Biological process (GO): regulation of DNA-templated transcription
Molecular function (GO): DNA-binding transcription factor activity, RNA polymerase II-specific; zinc ion binding
Source: RefSeq, a predicted model, not a curated record